AUGUCUGACUCGCCUUCCUCUGUCCUCUCGACCCCUCUAAACCCAAACGUUUCUCGCUCUCCCCCCCUGUCUAACCUCACGCCGCCUUCUUCCCCUCUGCCUCAGUUGCCGUCCCGUCCACUCCUUGUAAAGUUAGCGCCGCUGUCGCCUCCUUCUCCGGCGCUUCAUUCCAGUCGUCGGGCAACUGGAAGUGAGGAUCCGCCACCAGUCGACGUCUUUGCUAACCGCGAAGCGAGUUCUUCGUAUGCUCAUCCGCGACGCCACAGUGAUAGUUACAUUCGCAAACCAGUCCGACGGCCGAGCAGCAAAGGCAACGGCAGCAACAGUGAGGCUAUGCCCGACGAAACUACCGGCUCGGCUGCAGCCACUCUUCGUUCGUGUUGUCUCUCUCGUCAGGCUGCUGCCGCGUUCCAUCGGCAACCGUUUCCCACCCCAGGGCGCCCGCCUGAGCCGGAAGGAUCGUCUCCAGGCCAGCGGUACGUAUCCGACGUUCGAGGUGUUUUUCCGGACAUGAACUCUCUGACUGGCGACCUUUCCGGUGCGAAUGCUGGCCCGAAGAGUUGGCGACCGCGUCAUGAAGGGGGAGAGCAGUGGAUAGAACCCACUGGCUCUUUCGUGCAUUACCUUAAACACCCCAGUUCUGGGGCUGCGCCGGACAAGGAUGGCAACCGACUUCACACACUUCCCCUCUUUCGUCUUCCGGGGGACGCACCUGCUCCUAACACUGCCGCCCCCUCGUCGGUGGGUAACUCAACAGGAGGCGGCGGAGGAACAACCGCAACAACCAGCUACUACAGUGGAAACAGUAGCAGCAGCAACAUGAUGACCGCAGACGAGGGUUCCGGUUGCGUAUUCACGUCGCCAGCAGCUGCAGUGGCCGCGGUGGUGCACACGGGAACAGGUGAAGGCAGCAUGGGAUCGACCGGUGAAUCGAAAGACGGCGAGGGACCUUUCAGCUGUCAGAGCAUUGCUCAGAAUGCGAAUCGCAGGAGAGGCCGUAGCAAAACGUGUAGCGCAGUGCAUCAGAAACUGCUGCAAGAAGCUGCAGGAACCAUAGAUGAUGUGACCUCUGGAGAUCCCCUACGGCGCGUACGCUUCAGUGUCGCGGAUGAGUGGUGUGACGACGAAGGUCCCCGAAGAAUCUUCCCAGGGGCUGGGCUCGGCAUGACUGGGCCGCACUUUGGCGGGGACGGAGGCGCGUUGCUCGACUUCGCCAGUGGACAACUGACCAUGUCCUUCGAUGCAACCAGUGGCGGAUUUGCCGCUGGCAGUAGCCUCGUACCGCCCAGCGACGCCUUCAGCAAGGGAGACUUCGCUUUCCUUCCCGACGCCCACACAAACAUGUCCUGCUACUUCCACAGUUCCCACCCUUCCGUCAGUUACUGGUGCGCCCCUAAAGCGGCAGCCGCAGCAGCAGCGGCAGCGGCUGCUGCGUCUUACGAGGAAGGAGCUGGAGGGAGUCCGGACGAUGAGGACGCAGGGGGUUCGAAGGGGAUGUCCUACCGUUUACACACCGCUGGGGCACUGCCUUCGUCCGAAGCUUUUCGGCGUCCGAGCAGAAGUGGUUCCCGACGCAGUAGUGGUGUGAGCUACGCAGCCGCUUUGACCGCGGCUACGAACGGCGGCAGGAGAGGGUCCGAGCGUUUCGCGCCUUGUCUGUUUUGGGGACUUGAGAAGAGAGUGGACGCUGAAGGUGAUGGGAGAAACGUUCAAGGAGACUUCCGGUCCGAAAGCGAGAUGCAGAACACUUUUCCACGAAACGCAAAAGGCUUUCACCUGGUUGGUGACGCGUACUCGCCCGCGCAGUGCAGUCAUAUAUAUGGCUACGAAGACUGGCGCAGUCUUGUUGGGGCACCGUCGAGCGCAUGCAAAUCCUUGAAAGCCCAACAGCAACAACAGAUUCUUCUGCACCAAACUCUUCUUCAGCGUCACCAAAAACGUCGCCGCCGCACACGCCUUCGAGCCCGACGAACGGGCGGAUCGCUCACCACUCAUCCUUGCCUGCACGCCCUCACAGUACUCGUGUCCUCCGUCCUCGACGUCAUUCUCACCACCACGACAGCAAAGGCACCACCCUCCCAGAUUCGGGCACUCCUCGUCAAGCUGUUCUUCCCCCGUCGUGUCCGACCCAAGGUCCAGCAACCUCAGCAGAUGACCAUCUUCCACAUGAUAUUGCGCUCUGUGCUUUCUCGAGACAAAAACGACGAAGAAUGGGACAUUCAAAAAGAGGGCAGUCAACCAGAAAAAGAAGAAAACCAUGUUUCUGAUGGUGGCAGAAAUCCAAGCGCCUCUCUGUCAGUCGAGACUCGUAGAGGCCAACGAAGAUACCACACGGCCCCCUCGAAUUCGGAUCUCCACGAAUACCAAGCGACAGCUAUUGCUGAGUACGAGGCAGCCUUAGCCGCUGGAGAUGAGCAGAACAAGAAGGCGGCUGCUGCUGCCCGGGCAGCAGCAGCCGCAGGUUCCCUCCUCGGCUCUUCUUCCUCGUCCAAAGACUGUAUCCUGGCAGACGAGAAAACCCCAGGAUUGCCUGUUUUGUUGAACUUUCCCCAUUCAGGAGACUCUUCUCUGCUAGAGCAAGGAGACGGCAGCAAGCCUAGCUCUUUCGGGGGAAAAAAAGCUGGCCUCAUUCGGCAGCCGGGAGGCGGCCUCAGCAUAACGUCAGGGCUUACUGGAGGGGUGGAUGUCGAAGAAGGGAAGCCAGGAUCUCCAGCUUCCCAGUCCGAGAAGAUUAGCGGAAGCAAAACGCUCCCUUUCCGGCGUAGUCAUAGGAGUAAUAGCCAGGUCAACUCUUAUGUGCGCCCGUCUCCUCCACAGGGAGGCUACGCAUGCAGCCGUGAUGGCAGAGCCGGCGGCGGAACUGCAUUCUCUCUCACAAAACUAUCUUCUCACCUCUCGGCUGGUCUUCAGGACAUAAGUGCGCCACCCGUGCAAGCGCCUCAGCCAGGCGUUCUCCCCGGCAUCAUUCAAACGGUCUCUCAGCGUUCCUCAGACGAGAUCCAGCUUCAGCGUGGCUCGAAGGUGACAAGUGGAGGAGCUGGCGACUGUGAAAAAGAAGAAUAUGACAUCCAGUUCGGGGGGCUGCUCGUGCGGCUACACCGGAAAUUGAGCGCAAAAUGCCAUUGCCAGUUCGAUGUUUGGGAAGGGGAGGCCAUCGGUGUGGUUGCGCAACAAGAACAAGCAGCCGCUGCCGUAGCAGCCGCUCAAGUCAAAGAGAACCCUGCGGGAAGUUCUGGAUCUUCUCAGGCGCAGAAAGGCGAAACGAAUGGAAAGAAGCCAUGCAAUUCAACGAGCACGGCGGCGGAAGAGGAAGAGGCUGCAAUUGUUGAUGACGGAUUAGCUCUUGCGAAUCUGCAUACAUCUAUUGUAGGCAUUGGAAAGCGUUUUGCGAUCAAACUUCUCGAGAUCGAUGGCUGCGAUGCGUCAAAACUGAAGUACAAGACGCACUCUGUACUGCAGGAGGGAAAACAGCUGAGAAGUCUGUGCCUCCAACUGUGGAGAUCCCGGGCAGCCGCUGCCGCGCAAGGACCGAACAGUUCGCGGCUGACAGCGCAGCAACGCCUUUUGCUUCUCCAACUUCAGCAACAGCCCCAGCCUCUUCACCAUCCGGAGGUGUACGUACAGCAGCUGGACCGCAUGCUCUCUAACCAAGGCACCCUUGCACCCCAGAAGGGAGGGAGCAGUCGCAGUUCAGGGGGGUCUUCGACCGCUUCUCCAGGCGUCCAGCUUCCUCUGCUGCCCAUCCCACGAUAUCUGUGGACAAGCAGAGGCAUCAAGAAAGACGGAACGCGGGUUCUGGGAGUGAGUAUGGAGAGAAUUGAGGGUCGCUCUCUAACACAGAUUCUACAACAAAUGCGCGUGCCUACAAAGAAGAGUGCAGCGCUUCUCGCUGUCGAGAUUGCAAUCAAGCUUGUACGGGCUCAGGCACUACUCGCGUCGCCCUCUGCUCUUGAAAAACCCAUCAUAAACUGGGAUACGAAGCCGGGGAAUGUCCUUGUCGAACUCACUAGGAGCGUGUCCACACAACAACUACACUGUCUCCGGUGCGUCAUCAUCGAUCUCGGAGAUGCUCUUCCAGGUCCAAACUUCUCGUUCCCUACGCGUCACCAGCCCGGAGUGUCACCCUCGUACAUCAUCUGCACGAAGGGUUACUGUUCGCCCGAGUGUGCAAUCCUGGUGUUCCUGCUGGCGGCUGGGAGCAAGAGCUCGGCAUUCCGCAAAGUUUGGUACGGCCAGAAAAUCACACCCGAGGAGAUGCUGGUGGCGAAAAAGCAGCGCCUCGACUGUCGGUGGCAGUCGUGGAUCCGAAACGGGUACCUCAAGAAAAUCUCUGCGACUUCUCCACCUGCGGGCUCUGCUUCCGAAAAUGGGGGCGGGAAAGACUCUGGAGCGGGGAAAGAGGAGGAGGCGCGCGGAACGAAAGGAAAGAAAGACUGUGGAACCCCUGAGGGGGCCGGAAAGGGUGAUGCAGGCGGCCAUGGGUCGUGUGGAGGAGGGGCGUCUAAAGCAGCUAGCAGCUACUGGGAAGUUCUGCUGAGUGAAAGCAGCGUCGUGUUCAGUACAGGGCUCGUCAUCGGCCAGCUGUUUGGAGGCCCCAAUCUCUUGCAGGUUGUGAGUCGAGACGAAGUUGCUGCCCUAGACGCGCUUUGUGAGUGGGGGUGUACAGACAGCCCAAACGUUCUUCUAGGAGGGAAAAACUUGCACCCCGAUGUUCUGCUUCCUGCCCAGGGUGUCUUCGCCACCGAACCCUGGCGGGGGUACCUGAAAACCAUGCUCAGACACACGUUGGCCUUCCUUCCGAGCGACAGGUGGAGUUUCGAGAAGCUCGAGGCAUUCCUAAUUCGCCUGCAUGCAGAGCUUGCUGCCGCUCAACACGUGGUCGGGGUCUCAUCGUACUCGAGCUCCACAGUCGCGGGCGGAACCGCAGCGCAGUCCAGCUCUGCUGGAAAUGGAGCGCCGUCAGGGGAGAUCGGUGGAACUGGCAGCAGCAGUGGAACCGGAGCGCAGAGAAACCCGCAGUGA
Neospora caninum is the source of this 5022-nucleotide messenger RNA. RefSeq lists its product as hypothetical. The record is from RefSeq and is a predicted model, not a curated record. The transcript is spliced from 5 exons. NCBI's taxonomy places the organism in Eukaryota, Apicomplexa, Conoidasida, Eucoccidiorida, Sarcocystidae. The coding region runs from base 1 to 5022 and encodes 1673 amino acids.